Molecule: messenger RNA, 375 nt
Organism: Cannabis sativa
Lineage: Eukaryota; Viridiplantae; Streptophyta; Magnoliopsida; Rosales; Cannabaceae
Exons: 1
Coding region: 1-375 (124 amino acids)
Source: RefSeq, a predicted model, not a curated record
AUGGAACUAAAAGCUGCAGGGGAGAAAAGACUAUUACAGCUGAAUGAGCUAGAUGAGUUUCGGAACGAAGCCUAUGAAAACGCAAAGAUAUACAAGGAGAGAACUAAAAAGUGGCACGAUCAAGGUCUAAUACGGAAAGAGUUUCAACCAUGGCAGCAAGUGUUACUCUUUAAUUCAAGGCUGAAAUUGUUUCCUGGAAAGUUGAAAUCAAGGUGGUCGGGACCAUUCACGGUGGUCAAGGUGUUUCCUUAUGGAGCGGUGGAGUUAAAAGGUGAAAGUCCAACAACUUUCAAGGUUAAUGGACAUCGUUUAAAGCUCUACUUAGGAGGUCAGUUUGACCAAGCCAAGUCCGCCAUGAUCUUGGCACCACUUUGA